Molecule: messenger RNA, 4478 nt
Organism: Phyllopteryx taeniolatus (common seadragon)
Lineage: Eukaryota; Metazoa; Chordata; Actinopteri; Syngnathiformes; Syngnathidae
Gene: spry2
Product: sprouty RTK signaling antagonist 2
Exons: 2
Coding region: 372-1253 (293 amino acids)
Biological process (GO): negative regulation of MAP kinase activity; negative regulation of Ras protein signal transduction; animal organ development
Cellular component (GO): cytosol; membrane
Source: RefSeq, a predicted model, not a curated record
AACCUCAAAACCCGGACAGAGCGACUGGGGGCGUAACUCACCAGAGCGAACCAAAUAUUUCUCACAGCUUCUUGGAUUUAACAAACUUUUUUGGGGGGAGCGAACUUUGUGACUUGCGCCUACUUUUUGUCCGUUUCUCUAAAAACAAAGUGGAAUAAAUCUUUUUUUUUUUUUUUUCUCAUGCAGCGCAUGGAAACUGUCCUCUCGGUGCACAUCAAGUGCGCAUGCGUGAAACACGGGGUAAACAGUGCUGUUUUGGUUACUGGGUUUUAUGGCCAAACGUUCUUGAAAGCCUAAACGGACAUUAAAGUGUGCAACGCCCGGAUUUCAGAUGUGUCCCAUGCCGGCCCAAGUGGCCCUUCAGUCCCACGAUGGAUACUGGAAAUCAGAGCUUCAACGACGGAGGAGAACACCGCAGGCGGUCAUCGCAGGAGGAUGGAAGGCUGCAGCCAAAGCCAUUGCUAGCCCACGAGGGUGUGAUGGCAUUGGAUCAGAUGAGGAUAACUGGGAGCUGCAAUGAGUACACAGAAGGACCCACAGUUGCCCCACAAAACCGCCAACAGAAGAGUGAUCCAGUUACGUCACCAUUGUCCAGCAUUCAGCAGGACACCCAGGAAGAGAGGCCCAGUGAUGUUCGGUCCCCCAUCACGGAGCACUCUCAGAGUAGCACCAGGACCGGGGUGCGGAGCACUUGUUCGGCUCAGAGGCUCCUCUGCAUCACAGGAAGCGGUGACCAGAUAAUCAGUACGCAGCCCAGGCCAGCAGCGCUAAUUUCAGAUGAAAAACCUGUAAAUGAAGAGCCGAAGUUGUUGGUGACUGUGCCCGGCAGUGGGGAGAGUAAAUGCGCCGGCACGCACUCGAAGUGUGAACGUUGCAGUCGCUGCCGUUGCUCCCGAUGCAGGCGCCCUCGGGCGCUGCCCUCCUGCUGGAUGUGCGGCAGGCGUUGUGUAUGUUCUGCACAGCACGCGGUGGAGUAUUGUACGUGCGUGUGCUGUGUCAAGGGGCUGUUCUACCACUGCUCCGCUGACGACGAAGACACGUGCGCGGACAAGCCAUUCUCUUGCUCGCAGGCGCACUGCUGCAUCCGCUGGACCGCCAUGUCCAUUAUAGCAGUGAUUCUCCCAUGUCUCAUGUGCUACUUUCCAGCUAGAGGAUGCGUCGCUGUGUGUCAGAGUUGCUACGACCGAGCUACGCGGCCCGGCUGUCGGUGCAAAAAUGUAAUCCACUGUGAGGCUGUGAGCAAGCCAACAUAGAAUGUGUUUGCGUGUGAGCGAGUGACUACGUUUACAUGUACAAAUUAAUCAGGUUACGAACAUUUUUCGGUCUCUACAUACACUGGGUUCAAUUAGUCUUUGGCCAAAUGACAAUUCUCGCAAAAUGUUAGUGAGAUUUGAGUUUGAGUGAAUAUUUUAGGAUGAAAAAAUGCACUCUAACCUUUCCAGGUGAACUUAAUUUCCUUCUCUAAACUUUUAAAAUCAACUCUUCAGUGUUUCAGUACUUUUUGCACAACUUGCUCCUCUGAACUGUAAAACUCACAAUGGGUGUUUGAUCCAUAAAGAAUUUCGAGGACUUCUUCCACCUCUGUGCCUUUCUGUGACUCUUUCAGUCUCUCUGUUGCAACCUGAUGCAGGCACUUUGAUAAUCUAAGAUGAGUUGCCACUUCCCUCUGACAACAUCCUGUUUGAAGCUGCGCAAUGGUCCAGGUACUGUUGAUCAGUUGCUUGUGCGGUCUGGGUCUCUUGAUGUCAAAUCGUGAACGGCAUAAUGAAGAGGACUGUGAAAUACUAAGUCUAAAUGAACUUGAAAUGUAUUGGUUGAUUCAUGGGUCGAACAUUUGUUUUGAAUUUUGGACAGUUAUACAUAUGCAUUCCAAUGUUUAGAGAAAGUCAUAUUACUGGAAGGUCACCUGUAAAGGUUAUAGUGCAGUUUAGGUUCAUCCUAAAGUUUCACCCUAAAGCCAAAUAUUAUAAACUUUUUGUCAGUAAUGUACAUCUCCCUCCAAAGGCGUGGUGACGACGAUUCUCCUUUCAGCUUGUUUUGGUGUGGAAUUUUCAAAAAAGAAGAGGUUGCAUGUGAUUGCUGCUUGCUAACUGGUACAAGUCUAGUGGUUAAAUGGGUAACUUUACAACUCGUUACAUCUCGCACAUGCCCCAUAUUUAAUGGUUAGAUUUUUAUUUUUAUUUUUUUUGCACAAAAGAGAUCUUCCUUGACUCUUGUGGUCAUGGUGUCACUUAGAGGCAGAGAAAAGAAAUAUAAUACUUUUGCACACUUUAAAACAUCGGACAUCACAUAAUUAUUGUUAUUAGACUCAAGAUUCACAUUGUUCAUAUGAACAGUAGGGAAACAAGUUUAACCCUGUACAAUAGAAUUCUUACUUUGCUGACAACAUGGAUGUCAAUGUGUAAAUAAUUGUAAGAUAUACAAAGAAAAAACUAAAUACAAAUAGAGGCAUAACAAUACAAAAUAAAGGAGUCUAAAGUGGCAGAUCUGUAAAAAAAAAAAAGAACUGGAAAACAUGAGAUAUGCUUUAUAUGCAAGUUAUUCCAUCCAUCCAUCCAUUUUCUGAGCCGCUUCUCCUCACUAGGGUCGCGGGCGUGCUGGAGCCUAUCCCAGCUGUUAUCGGGCAGGAGGCAGGGUACACCCUGAACUGGUUGCCAGCCAAUCGCAGGGCUCAUACAAACAAACAACCAUUCGCACUCACAUUCACGCCUACGGGCAAUUUAGAGUCUCCAAUUAAUGCAUGUUUUUGGGAUGUGGGAGGAAACCGGAGUGCCCGGAGAAAACCCAAGCAGGCACGGGGAGAACAUGCAAACUCCACACAGGCGGGGCCGGGGAUUGAACCCGGGUCCUCAGAACUGUGAGGCUGACGCUCUAACCAGUCGUCCACCAUGCCGCCACAAGUUAUUCCACUAAGGAAAAUAUACAAAUUGUUGUAAUGUCACAGCAACACUAGGCUGUGCAAGGUCGAAGUGGUGGCAUUUGAGAAAUAUAAAAGAAAAAUUGUUGAUAUGAAUAAAGUCUAAAAUAUAUAAAGUUUGAUUAAAUAGGUACAAUACUGUACUGGAUGAUCUCGACACUCAUAUUUACUAUUUUUAUAAUAGGAGCCACAGUUGAAGAUGAUUACAUGUUUAUUAGUGUAGUCUUCUAUUUUUUUAGUCAAUAGUGAAUAAAAAAUGCAGUUUUAGUGUUAAAAUACACCCGUUUGGUUUGUGGAUACACUUUGCAACUUUGCAUCACGUCGCUUUUUCAAGGUGAUGUUUCGUAGAUGUUCCACCACUUUUUAAACUUGUUUCUCUUCCAUCAGUAUACUUUAGAAUAUUGACUUCUUUAAUAUGAUGAAGCAUGAAUUAAUUUCCUUGUCUGUGCAAACACGGCCCACACAUGGCUUCCUCUGCUUCUCUUGCGAAUUAAUGUAAAUGUUUCAGUCAGCCACAGAGCACAUGCAUAGAAAGCUGGCGUGGAUAUUCAAUCAUUGGAAGUUUAUACAAACCAGAGGAAUUUGAUUUCUAAUCAAAUAGUAUAGGUGGGUGUGAAUUCAAUUUUUUUACACAUUUAGGUGUUUGCAUGUGUUUUAAAAGUGUGGUGUGAAAUUAUUGCGAUAGACGGUGUUUUUGCACGUGCAUGUACCAAGUGAGUGAAUAUGAGAGUGACUGAAGUCUUAUUGUAGUCAAGUUGUUGAAGUGGGAUAAGAGCGUCUCCAUGCCUUGAAGUACUGCUGGCCUCGUGGGUGCAUGACAGCAUUUUGAGUCGUACUUGAAAAUAAUACCAAAACAAGCGCUCCACUCUUCUGAAGGCAUACAGACCACGUUUGUGCCUUGCAGAAUUUCUAUUACCUCUGACAUGGAGGUUGCAUGUUUUCAACAAUGGUUGUGUGUUUCUGAGCAGGAUUACACAGAACUAUGAAAAUGUGUGGAGGGAUUGGACACAGCCCAAGAUAGAACUAACUACAUUUCAGUGUAAAUCCAAAUACAAGUUAGGAUCCAGCAUUUUUGCAAACAUUUGCCUUGAAUUUCCAUUGCUUGAUGCAUGAAACUCGAUGUCAAAUACAAAAUUGAAGCCGUACAAUUUGGUGCUGAUCCCAAAUGCACUCAAUGAGUGCCAUUGUAGUUAAAACUUCAAUGAUUUAAUUCUCAGAACAGACUUCUAACAACUAACUGUGUGUACAUUAGUGAGAUGCUUUAUUUUUGUACAUAGAAUACUUUCAACUGUGACACCUUAUUUUUACAUUCCCUGAAAUGUAGAUUUCAUCACUUCUCAUUUCAGGUCAUUUGGUUCAGAACUAUUGUAAUGCCUUCAGUUUCUACAAUUGUACAGUGACCUAUAAAAAAACAUUUCUUAAUGUGAAUUUUAAAGUAUAUAUUUAUUUUAAGGUUUAUUUUAUAAUGGAAAGUAUUUAUUUGUGUCACUGCUGGAGAAUAGCUGAGUGUCAAUGAAAAGGCAACUGUAUUAACAUUUCAAAUAAAAUAACCUUGAUGUCU